Molecule: messenger RNA, 357 nt
Organism: Porites lobata
Lineage: Eukaryota; Metazoa; Cnidaria; Anthozoa; Scleractinia; Poritidae
Source: the annotation of a GenBank genome assembly
AUGGUAGCUGCAGUUAUUUUACUGGUAGGGUAUUUUCUGACCACAGUGGCAUGUGUUCGUAUUUACAAAGUCGUCAAAUAUCACCAGAAUCAGAUAUACAGUCAAAAUCAGCUUCAAAAUGCACAAACAAGGGAGGCACUCAGACAAAGGAAGUCCGCUUAUAAUGCUUUAUUUGUCUAUUUUGUUUUUCUAGUUUGUUGUCUUCCUUUUUUGCCUUCUGUAAUAUUGUACUUGAUUAAUACUUCUGAAAUUUCGUUUCUCAUAGCCAAAUGUGCGUCGUUAUUCUUAAUUUACCUGAAUUCAUCAUUAAAUCCAAUUGUUUAUUGCUGGCGGUACCGAGAGAUUCGCCAUUUGUAA